Molecule: messenger RNA, 1380 nt
Organism: Symbiodinium natans
Lineage: Eukaryota; Dinophyceae; Suessiales; Symbiodiniaceae
Source: the annotation of a GenBank genome assembly
AUGGCGCCCGCCUCAGAAGGCACAGCCUCGGCGCCGGCUUCCAGUGCCGCUGUGAGACGGUUGCGACGAGACUUGGAAGCCCUGCAAUCGUCUGGCAACUCCCAGAUUCUGGUGCGCCCUUCAGAGGACAGUCUGCUUCAGUGGCAUUUUGUCCUUCACUCCCUGCCAGAUGACACUCCAUACAGCAGGGGCUGCUACCAUGGCAAGAUACUAUUUCCGAGCACAUACCCUCAUGCUCCGCCUGCCAUCGUCAUGAUUACGCCGAGUGGGAGACUCGAGACGGGCAAACGGCUCUGUCUUAGCAUGACAGACUUCCAUCCAGAGAGCUGGAACCCAGCGUGGUCGGUUGAAACAAUCCUGGUGGGCCUGUUGUCUUUCUUUACUUCCAACGAGAGAGGCUAUGGUUCGGUGCAGGCACCAGACGAGCACCGCCGCAAGCUCGCCUUAGAGUCCUGGCAGGUGAACGCUGCCUCCAGCGUCUUUACAGUGCUCUUCCCGGAGUUUCGAAACCCCACCAACUCCACCGACUCCACCAGCUCUGCACCAGUUCAGUCGGGCUUGGGCUCGAGCUUGGUCUCAGGAGAGAGGAGUGAGACGAAUGAGGCGAAUGAGGCGAAUGAUGCGAGUGAGUCGAAUGCGAACGACUCGAGGAGUGACUCCGUCGAUCCAGCUCGAGACCUGGAGGCCGCAGUAUCAGACUCGGAUGAGCCUACAGAGUGUUGGAUUUGUCGCGACACAACCUCUGAACCUCUGAUUCAGCCAUGCUUGUGCCGUGGUUCGAUGAGCGGCGUUCAUGCCAGCUGUGUAGAAGAAUGGAUCCGGCACCACCGCCGUACUGCCACCAAUGAUGCACCUCCACAGUGUUCUGUCUGUCACCAACCGUAUCAUGGAUCGGAAAGGAUGCCAGGCGUGCGGGACUUUGUCAGACACAAGUGUCGUGAUUUCGGAGUUCAGUGCAUCAGAACUUUGCUGCUGGUGCUCAUGCUCAUGGUGUACCAGGUGUGUGCUCAAGCUCAAAGCAGCAGCUUGCACUUGACGCUUCCUCUGCGCAUCUUGGGCAUCUCCGCUUGCGCCGUGCUGGGACUGUACCGGUUCGUGGUUCUGUUGGUCUCAUUGCCUCCCUACCGGCUGCCUCCGACGAGCCGAUCCCUCCUCCCCUUCUUCAUCUCGGAGCCGAAGCUGCUGGCUUUGCAUAUUGCAGAGGCCUCCGCAUCGGUGACGGUCAUGGUCUUCUGGUGCAUUUCAGGCUUCAUGUCCUGGCCGUACUUUGCUCCCUUCGGUGCCGCCGCAAUGAUGCUGAUGGCGAAGCUGUUUUGCAGGCAGCCGUCUGCAGACUGCAUUGGACGGUGCGGACGCAUUCUACUAUGCAUUCUGUUGUAG